Messenger RNA from Guyanagaster necrorhizus, 1315 nucleotides. Its product is annotated as acid protease. The coding region runs from base 62 to 1036 and encodes 324 amino acids. The transcript is spliced from 6 exons. Lineage: Eukaryota; Fungi; Basidiomycota; Agaricomycetes; Agaricales; Physalacriaceae. The record is from RefSeq and is a predicted model, not a curated record. Gene Ontology annotation, biological process: proteolysis. Gene Ontology annotation, molecular function: aspartic-type endopeptidase activity.
CUAGAACUCGAGAUCGAUACUUGUAUAAAAGAACCUUGACCGACUAGCAAAUCUUCUAACAAUGUCUGCCCCAGAAACCGCUACCAAAUUCGCACCUACCCAAUCCUCCUCUGUCCUCGGUGGACAGAUCGUCGGCCGCACUGAGCGCCAGGCUGCCCCUCCCGCAGCUUUGAAGCUCCGUCUUGACCUCAACCUCGAGGUGGAGAUUGCCAUCCAGGCUAAGGUCAAUGGCGACAUUACCUUGUCACUCCUGCCCACCGCUUUCACUAUACCUAUCAGCACAACUGAACAGGGUUAUCGAACGAUCCCCAUCUCGCUGGGUACAGCUCCUCAAGAGUUCAAUCUUUGGCUCGACACAGGUUCGGAUCCUACAUGGGUCCUGAACCAGUCGUGUGCCGGCUCUUGUCCAAUUUCAGACGCCAACCGUACGGCUUAUAUCCCAUCGAAAUCCUCGACUUAUAAUGCCACUGGAGAAACGCUCAACGUCGACUAUCUUGGGGGCGCCGUUUCCGGAAAAAAAAAAAACAGCAUGAUCUUCACAGAUGCUUUGUCCAUUGCGAACUCCUUGACCGGAGUCUCCACACGAGUCCUCCCCGCUUCUUUAUCUAAUUGGAGUACGCCCGGGGACAAAUUUUACUCACAGUGGCGUAGGGAUGUCGUCCACGCCUCCCUCCUUGAGAGUCUCCUCAAUCCGGAGACCCUCGAAGCGCAUGAAUUGGCCAUUUAUGCCGGACAAGAACUGUCACCAAACAACGGCGUAUUCCAAUUUGGCGGUCACUCCACGGAGUACAGCAGCACGGAUGUAACGUACUUCAAUGUCCAGCGAUAUUCUAACUACAACAAUGAGCUUAUCUACUGGUCCACCUAUAUCAAUCGGGUCGACUUCAGUUUGAAUGCGAACGGGAGCAUACACAUUAAUACUGUAGAUGUGCAGAGUUAUGCGGUCUGGGAUACUGGCUCGUCCCUGAUAACCGUGCUGGAGAUUUACAUUGAGGAUAUCUACGCAGGCAUUGGCAUGAACUACACCUUCAUCUAGCAGGGUGGUCGUCCAUUAUGGAGGAUCUUUGCAAACUGGACUUUAACAUGACCAUGACGCUUCCGGAGGGCACGAUCACCAUCCGCCCUGCAGACCUGAUAUUGCCGGGAUAUACAGAGGAGCAAUACUGUUGGCCUAUGUUCGAGCCGUCCUCUGGAAAUGGAUGGCUCGUCGGUAUCGGGCUUAUUCGCAAUUUCUAUACGGUGUAGGAUCUAGGUGGCUGGGAUAUACGGUCAAACGAUUUGCAACCGCGACUCGGGUUUGCAGAGUUGAAGGCUG